AUUCUAGGGCUAGCAGUGUGAGAGAGGGGUGCUAUGGUGCUAGAGGCGGCGGGCUGCAGUGCUUCCACGUCCCAGGAAUCGGGUGAGGAGCUGACGCUGGUGGUGAAAUGGGUUGGCAAGGAUUACACGGUGCGGGUUUGCGGCGAUGACACGGUGGGAGAGCUUAAGCGCCGGAUCUGCGAGGUCACCAAUGUUCUUCCCAAGCGCCAGAAGCUCCUCAAUGUGAAGAAGGGAUCCAAGCCCGCCGACGAUUCCAUGCUGCUCUCCGGCCUGGGCCUCAAGCCUGCGAUCAAGAUUUCCAUGAUCGGCACUGUGGAAGAUGAGAUAUUUGUAGAUACCGUGGAUGCUCCCGAGGUCUUGGACGAUUUUGAGCUGGGGGAGGAAGACACCACCGAUAUCAAAGACAAAGAUAUCAACAAGGCUAAGAUCCAGAGACGAGUUCAACAGUACAAGUUAAAGCUGUUGAAUCCUUGUCGCCCGGGAAAGAAACUUCUCGUUUUGGAUAUUGAUUACACGCUCUUUGAUCAUCGUUCCACCGCCGAGAAUCCCCUGGAGCUGAUGCGCCCGUAUCUUCACGAGUUUCUUACGGCUGCCUACGCUGCCUACGACAUCAUCAUAUGGUCCGCUACAAGGUUUGACUCCACCAACAAGAGACAAUCGAGAAAAAAGAGGAUCCUUUUCUUACUAAUGUCGUGUUUGCUUUGCAGCAUGAAAUGGGUGGAAGUUAAGAUGAAGGAGCUGGGAGUUCUCGGCAAUGCAAGCUAUAAGAUCACGGCCCUCCUGGACCAUCUUGCGAUGAUCACAGUCCAGUCCGAGAGCCGCGGAGUUUUCGAUUGCAAGCCACUGGGUUUAAUCUGGGGAAAGCUUCCAGAGUUUUAUGGACCAAACAACACGAUCAUGUUGGAUGAUCUCAAGAGGAACUUCGUGAUGAAUCCACAAAAUGGUCUCGUGAUCCGGCCUUUUAAAAAAGCUCACAUGAAUCGAGGCACGGACCAGGAGCUCGUGUACUUGGCAGAGUAUUUGCUCGCGAUCGGCGACUUGGACGACUUAAGUGGCCUGGAUCACAAGAACUGGGAGAAGUAUAGCGAGCAAAACAAGCGGCAAAGGCACCAGUGAUUACUUGGGAUAAUUUAAAAUCGGUGAAUAUUCCUGGCAUUGAGGGUCGAAUCGUUUCCCUCUCUGCCGCAUGUA
Messenger RNA from Selaginella moellendorffii, 1191 nucleotides. RefSeq names its product ubiquitin-like domain-containing CTD phosphatase. NCBI's taxonomy places the organism in Eukaryota, Viridiplantae, Streptophyta, Lycopodiopsida, Selaginellales, Selaginellaceae. The transcript is spliced from 5 exons. Gene Ontology annotation, cellular component: nucleus. The record is from RefSeq and is a predicted model, not a curated record. Gene Ontology annotation, molecular function: protein binding; phosphoprotein phosphatase activity. The coding region runs from base 34 to 1116 and encodes 360 amino acids.